GACCGCCUCUCCCAAUGCCACCGGCUAACGUCCAUCAAUUCACUUCCCGGCCCAUCACUAACCCUUGGAACGUGGCCACAGCGGCUCAGCCGUCAUAUCCGCCGCCGGUGGUCCCGUCCGAUCCCCGUAUAUCUUAUCCGGUGAUCAUCGCCCCUCAGCUUGCACCCCAGCCGGUGAUCGUUCCUGCAACCAGACGUGGGCCGGGACGUCCGGCUGGGACCGGGGCUCAUCAGAUGCGUCGUAGAUCAACCCAUGCGGCUGCAGCUGUGCCGGAGGAAGUAGCCGGGGACAAGGAGAUUGUGACGGCGCCAUACCAGUGGGCCACCACAAGCCCGUUCACGGUGCACAGCUUGAGCGACUUGAUAUCCAAGAAAAUAAACGUGAUAUCGGGGCAAGUCCAAUGCAAACGGUGCGAGAAGAUAGUCACUGUGGAAUACAAUCUCAAGGAAAAGUUUGUAGAAAUUUCCAGGUACAUAGCUGAGAACAAGGAGGAAUUACGUGACCGAGCACCGAGCUUGUGGAUGAAUCCUCGGCUUCCGACUUGCGAGACCUGCGAAACUGGGAUGAAACCGGUGAUAAGUCAGAAGAAAGAGGAUAUAAAUUGGCUGUUUCUGCUGUUAGGGCAAAUGCUGGGAUGCUGUACAUUGGAACAACUCAAGUAUUUCUGCUAUAAGACCCAGAAUCAUCGGACCGGGGCUAAAGAUCGAGUCUUGUAUCUCACGUAUCUCACUCUGUGUAACCAGCUCGAUCCGGCCGGAACCUUCAGUCGGUGAGAUGUCUCGUGGUUAUUUGGGAUUUCGAUGGCGUCUUUUUAGGGUUUAUGAGGAUUCAGCGUUUUAGGGUUUGUGUGGAUGAGCGUCUUGCCGUCGUUACUUUUGUUAGAUGCCUGAUUCAACAAUGUUAGCCUUAA
Molecule: messenger RNA, 910 nt
Organism: Tarenaya hassleriana
Lineage: Eukaryota; Viridiplantae; Streptophyta; Magnoliopsida; Brassicales; Cleomaceae
Exons: 1
Coding region: 15-773 (252 amino acids)
Source: RefSeq, a predicted model, not a curated record